This is a messenger RNA of Xenopus laevis (African clawed frog), 1968 nucleotides long. It is a transcript of the gene toe1.S, whose product is annotated as target of EGR1, exonuclease S homeolog. Gene Ontology annotation, cellular component: Cajal body; nucleolus; nuclear speck. The record is from RefSeq and is a predicted model, not a curated record. Gene Ontology annotation, biological process: snRNA 3'-end processing. Lineage: Eukaryota; Metazoa; Chordata; Amphibia; Anura; Pipidae. The transcript is spliced from 8 exons. Bases 169 to 1731 code for a protein of 520 amino acids. Gene Ontology annotation, molecular function: nucleic acid binding; snRNA binding; metal ion binding.
AUUCUGUGCUUUCAUUUGUACUAAGAAAUACUUUACGUCAUUUGUACCUGGUCUAAUAGCUUAGAACAAAGGCAAUCUUAUUCCGUAUAGUGUUAUAGGCAGACGAGAGCUUGAUCGUACUGUGACGCGAUACCAAAUCCAAGUUGCUAAAAUGAGGCAACCAAUGAGAUGACCAUGACCAGUUUAAUAAUCCCUGUGCUUGACAUCCACAAUGAGAACUUCAGUGAACUCUGGCCUUCCUUGUUGCUGGCUCUGAAGACAUCCACCUUUAUAGCUGUAGACACUGAGCUAAGUGGCUUGGGAGAAAGGAAACAUUUGCUAAACCAGUGUGUAGAAGAAAGAUAUAAAGCCAUAUGCCAUGCUGCCAGAACACGAUCAGUCCUCUCUUUGGGCAUUGCUUGCUUCAAAGAACUACAAGAAAAGGGGGAGAAUGCAUACUUGUCUCAAAUUUUUAACUUGACACUGCUGUGUAUGGAUGACUAUACCAUAGAACCACAGUCUGUACAGUUUCUAGUGCAACACGGCUUCGAUUUCAACAAACAAUACUCAGCAGGUAUCCCUUACAAGAAGGGCAAUGACAAGGGCCAUGAACAUCAUGUAAAGGGAGUUCGCACUUUGUUUCUGGAGUUGCUACGUGCAAGAAAGCCUUUAAUCUUGCACAAUGGCUUGAUAGACCUGGCCUUCCUUUAUCAGUGUUUCUACGCCCAACUUCCGGACAACUUGGGCAGCUUCAUCGCGGACCUUUCAGAAAUGUUUCCAGCAGGAAUCUACGAUACCAAAUAUGCUUCCGAAUUUGAGAUUCGUUUUACAGCAUCUUACUUGGAGUAUGCCUAUAAAAAAUGCAAACGUGAGAACAGUAAGUUAAUUGAUUUAUGCAGAAAUCACCUGAGUAUUGAGUUUUGCCGUUACCCUGCGAGCAUGUCUACUUUUGUGGAUUAUCGGUACUGCUCGUUUCCAGACCCAAACAAGCCCAAUGCUGAAGAGGAGAACAUCUGUGAGAGGUUUUCUGCAUAUGGCUGGUGCCCAAAUGGACGCAAUUGUACCCAGUCUCAUAAUACUGACCUUAUUAUUGAUGAGGAUGAAAAGACAUGUGAAGAAAAGAAAGAAAAGAAGAAAAAGAAGCACAAGCGGAAAAGACAAAAAUCCAUGGAGCCUUCCGAUCAGAGUGUAAAAGAAGAGGGUCCAGAAAAAGGGUUGUUUACAGAGAUGGAACCCCCAAGAAAGCAAGCAUGUGGGGCCACUUCAUUGGCUGGUACUAGUACAACACAUGGGUGUUUAAAUGAGGGAUCACAGGAAGAACUUUCAGGCACAGUAGAUUGUAGCAUGGAAGAAGACAAGAAAGUGAGCAAGAGUCCAGCUAACAUUCAUGAAAGUACUGUAAAGAGUGCGGAUCCUGCAGUUGAUGCAAAAACAAUUUCCACCACAAGCCCAGCUGAAGGCAACAAAGACUUGGCAGAAGGAGUAAAAAGAGAGAACUCCAAAUCAUCUGAAGGUGGCACCCACAGAGCUGGUUUUGAUGCCUUUAUGACAGGCUAUAUUAUGGGCUAUGCAUGGAUGUUAAAGAAAGGAGGAAGCUCAGACCCUUUUCCAGGAAACUGGCUUCCAGAUUGCCAUAAUAAGGUAUACCUAAGUGGAAAAAAUGUCCCACUUCAGAUUGUGAAAAGUGUUUUCUCCAAAUCCUCCAGGGCCCACACUCAGAAGAUGAAACUGUUGUCUGAUAGCAGCUUGUGAACAGUGGUUUGUUAUUUAAUUUUACCCAUAAGAGGCACUGAAAAAAAGCAAUUUAUUUUAAAGAUAAUAAUCUAUCAGUUCUUAAAGUAAGACUUUAUGGUGGGCUGUAUGUUCUCUGAACUUUUGCAAUUGCCAGUACCCAUUAUCAUCUAAUGUUAUACCACUUGCAGAUGUUUUCUGUAUAUUUAGAUUUUAUUUCCCGUUAAAUAAUUUCACAAUUAAAUCUGCAUAAUCAUG